This is a messenger RNA of Mycena citricolor, 1149 nucleotides long. The record is from the annotation of a GenBank genome assembly. NCBI's taxonomy places the organism in Eukaryota, Fungi, Basidiomycota, Agaricomycetes, Agaricales, Mycenaceae.
AUGAAUCGCAACGGCAACGCGACCCGAAACCGACCUCCCAUCCGCUCCAGCGCGCUCUCCGGCUCCGCGUCGUUCUCCCCCGAGGAGGCCGUCGACGCUGGCGAGCACCCCGUCUUCCAUGCCGGACGCGUCGCCGUCAUCACGGGCGCCGCGAGUGGUAUCGGCGCAGCAGCAGCGCGCGCAUUCGCCGCUCUGGGCAUGAAAGUCGCGCUCGCGGACCUUCCGUCCUCCAUCGACGCCUUGAACGCCGUCGCUGCGACCCUGAUCGCGCAGGUCGGCGAAGCCAAUGUCCUCGUCGUCCCGACGGAUGUCAGUGUUGUUGCCGACGUGCAGAAGCUCCGGGAAACGGUGUACGAGGCGUGGAGCGAAGUCGGGGUGCUGCUCAACAACGCUGGCAUCUUUGGCACCGCCGAUGGUGUCAAAGGCACCUCCUGGGAAGGUCUGGAUGCGUGGCACAAGGUCUUUGACGUGAACGUGUUUGGUGUGGUGAACGUUCAACAAGUCUUCGUCCCUGCCAUGCUUCACCAGGAGAAUCGUGCAAUGAUCAUUAACACUGGGAGCAAACAGGGAAUGACUAAUCCUCCCGGAAACACGGCCUACAACGCAUCUAAGGCUGCGGUCAAGUCUUUGACCGAAGGUCUCGCGCAUGCUUUGCGGCACCACCCGAGUUCUGGAGGAUCCCUCAGUGCCCAUCUCUUUGUGCCCGGAUGGACUUUCACUGGCAUGACCGGUGCCAAUGCUGGAGCGGACAAGCCAGCCGGAGCCUGGACAGCCGACGAGACUGUCCGCUACAUGCUUCCGCGCGUCGCUGCUGGCGAAUUCUACGUGCUGGUUCCGGAUGGGGAGACCACUACUCACAUCGACCAGCUGCGGAUUAUGUGGGCUGCGGCGGAUGCAGCCCAAGGACGCCCUGCGUUGAGCCGCUGGCACCGCGACUACAAAGCUCUCUACGACGAAUAUAUGCGAGAGGGCCUGGCGCUCGCAGAAGGUGCUUGAGUGUGAGCGAUCGCACGCUGACACCGGCAAAGGCCCCCGUCGGGUUCACGGACAAUCAAUGUCAAAUUCAGAUCUAGAUAAAAACUCCCAGUCUGUUGUCGCUACGUCGUUGUUUGUAUAAAUCGAAUGGAAUUGAGGUUUAGGAUGCUCACA